AUGGCCGCCAAUUGCAUCUUCUGCAAGAUCAUCACGGGUGAAAUUCCCUGCGCGAAGGUCGCCGAGACGUCCAGGGCGUUCGCCUUCAUGGACAUCAAUCCCCUCUCGCGGGGACACGUUCUUGUCAUCCCGAAGCAGCACGCAGAGUACCUGCACGAGCUGGACAUGGAGGGCGCCGCUGAGGUGGGUGUGCUGCUUGCCAAGACCAGCCGUGCGGUUGCUGGAUCGGACGGCUCCAUGCAGUACAACGUCCUUCAGAACAACGGCCCCUUGGCCCACCAGGAGGUGCCACACGUCCACUUCCACAUCAUCCCGAAGAGGGAUGGGGAGACAGGGUUGAAAAUCCGCUGGGAUACGGUCAAGGCAGCGUCCAACGAACUGGCCGAGGACGCGAAGCGGUACAGCGAGGCGAUUGCGAGGAUCCAAUAG
Molecule: messenger RNA, 429 nt
Organism: Leishmania braziliensis MHOM/BR/75/M2904
Lineage: Eukaryota; Euglenozoa; Kinetoplastea; Trypanosomatida; Trypanosomatidae
Exons: 1
Coding region: 1-429 (142 amino acids)
Biological process (GO): nucleotide metabolic process
Molecular function (GO): catalytic activity
Source: RefSeq, a predicted model, not a curated record